Messenger RNA from Cladophialophora immunda, 450 nucleotides. RefSeq lists its product as uncharacterized. Bases 1 to 450 code for a protein of 149 amino acids. Lineage: Eukaryota; Fungi; Ascomycota; Eurotiomycetes; Chaetothyriales; Herpotrichiellaceae. The transcript has a single exon. Gene Ontology annotation, molecular function: protein binding. The record is from RefSeq and is a predicted model, not a curated record.
AUGGUCCGCAAGAUUGCCUCUCUGUAUCACACCGCGAGCCGGGAUCAGGACGCGCUGGCAUGGGCGAAGAAAGCCCUCGCAGGUUUCGAGGCACUCGGGGCUAGCGGGGAAGUCGAGUUGUACAAGACGCUACAUCUCCUGUCUGAUGUAUAUUUCCACCUUGACCGCUUCCAGGGCGCCGUCAGAGUACAAAGGAAAGUCACGGAAGGAUUUGAGAGGACGCUUGGCGCUGAAGGUCCUUCCAGUUUGCGUGCGACGUUGAAUUGGGCAACAUAUCGAGCCCUGGAGAGGAAAGAAGACGCCCUGAAGUUGUACGAGAGGGCUUUGAAGGGCUAUGAGGCACGGGUGAAAGAGGUCAGGAAUCAAGAGACGGCCGAGACAGCGGAGGAGAAGAGAAUCAUUAGUGAGUUGAAGGGAAAGAUUCGAGAGGCUGGCGGGAGCAGAGACUGA